GUGGGGUGGGGGCGUGAGUUGUGAAUAGGUGCUGCAACAGAAAAUUAGUUGCAGACAGGAGUGCAGAAGCAGGGGCGGACUGACAACUCAUGGGGCCCCCGAGCAAUAGGGGAUCAUGGGGCCCUGUGUCCUUUCCCAAACUCAAAAAAGCCUAUGAAAAAAGGUACCAGGGGCAUCUCAUGGGGCCCUCUACUGACCCCGGGCCCUCGGGCAGUGCCUGGGUUUCCAAAUGGUCAGUCCGCCCCUGUGCAGAAGUGAGCUGUAAACAGGGGCACAGAGGUGAGCUG
Molecule: messenger RNA, 287 nt
Organism: Staurois parvus
Lineage: Eukaryota; Metazoa; Chordata; Amphibia; Anura; Ranidae
Source: the annotation of a GenBank genome assembly